AUGGAUGGAGGAGCUCAGGCUGAACUUCAGCUGUUUUGUGAAAAACCCUCCCCGCGCGGCCGCCAGUUCAGCAGCUCUCGAGUCUCGCUCUCUCAGUCGGCGCGGGCUGGAGAUGAAGAUGGCGGAGAGGCAGUGCGAGAUGCGUUUACGAAGCAUCAAAGUUCUUUCCGCGGCGUUCUUUUCAUUCGGAUUCUAGAAACCGGCACCGAAAGCAACCAUUUAAAACGAACUGUUCUUCGCUGGACUCGAACUUUGCUCCACAUCCCAAGUCAAUCCCUGUACAUGACGAGCCAGUGGGCAAACUGAUAACACCGGAAAAUCUGUCCACACGGAGAAUGAAGAGGAGGUUCUGCUGGAUGACGUCUCACUCACGCCUUGUUUAUUCAAGCAGAUGCAUGAAGUGCCAAAAGGUGUUUAUCAGAAGCAAAACCACUAAUGAACAAACAAAUGAAUUACACAUGAUGCCUCCGGCUGCUUGUGCAUAGGGUCGUUGUAUGGACGGGAGGAGUGUGAUACAAAAAGAGAGACACUGGGGCGACGAUUUCGUCGCAGGCUAUGGGGGCCAUGGUGACCUAGAUUCAGUGAUCGUUUCCUGGCAGGGCAACUCCAUUCCCAUCUAAUCCCUGCUCUCUUUUAUUUCUACCUCCCUUCCAGAGUGAGGCGCCACCCUCUCUCUGUCCCUACCACCUGCUUUGCCAAGACAGCUAUGGCUGGAGUAAGAAAGUUGGCGCGAGUCAUCAGGCACCAAGGUCUCCAUCGCCUGAUCCUUGCACUCAUCCUCUUCUGUCUGCUUUCUAUGGCCUACCUAGCUUAUCAUGUCAGUGCUGGACACAAGAUCAAGGAAGCCCCUCUGCCGCUGCCCCUAGGAGACUGUGUAGCUUCAUCAGUCAUUGGUGGUGGGCAAAGGACUCCACUGUUCCUGCCAUCACAGAUCAGCCAGCGCCGACACUCAGCAAAGACGGUGGACACCUCUCGGACAGAGCCUGUGGUCUUACUCUUUGUGGAAAGCAUCUACUCACAACUCGGACAAGAAAUUGUUGCCAUUUUAGAGUCAAGCCGAUUUCAUUAUCGCACUGAAAUUGCACCGGGUAAAGGAGACAUGCCACCUCUGGCUUGGCGAGGCCGUGGCCGAUACUCACUCAUCAUCUAUGAGAACCUGCUCAAGUAUGUCAACUUGGACUCGUGGAACCGCCAGUUGCUGGAUAAAUACUGCCAAGACUAUGGAGUGGGAAUCAUUGGCUUUUAUAGGGCGAAUGAAAACUCUCCAUCCAGUGCUCAGCUCCGAGGCUUCCCCCUGUUCUUGCGUUCAAACUUGCCACUUUGGGAUUACCGAGUCAGCCCUGCCGCACCGCUGCUCUACAUCACCAAACCUAAUGAGCUGGAGCCGGGCCCUCUACCUGCAGAUAACUGGACCACCUUCCUCUCCAACCACAGCACGUAUGAGCCUGUGCUGCUAGCGAGCCCCAAGCCUGCAGAAGCCAAUCAGCUCCCAACACACUCACACCAACAGAGAGCACUGCUGGCUACGGUUGUGCAGGAUUUAGGUCUUCACGAUGGGAUCCAGCGGGUGUUCUUUGGUGGUAGCUUGUCUUUUUGGCUGCACAAACUGCUCUUUGUGGAUGCUGUGGGAUAUUUAACUGGAAGGCGGCUCAGCCUCUCGUUGGACAGAUUUUUGCUGGUGGACGUGGAUGACAUCUUUGUUGGGAAGGAGGGGACGCGGAUGAAAGUGUCAGAUGUUGAGGCUCUGCUUCACACACAGAAUAAACUUCGUUCUCUGGUUCCCAAUUUCACCUUCAACUUGGGAUUCUCUGGCAAGUUUUUUCAUACAGGUACAGAUGAAGAAGACGAGGGUGACGACACGCUGCUACGUCACCGGCAGGAGUUUUGGUGGUUUCCGCACAUGUGGAGUCACAUGCAGCCUCAUCUCUUCCACAACGUCAGCGUGCUGGCAGAACAAAUGAGACUUAAUAGACAGUUUGCACAGGAGCAUGGGAUCCCCACAGACAUGGGUUACGCUGUAGCCCCACAUCACUCAGGUGUGUAUCCUGUGCACAGUCAGCUUUAUGAGGCCUGGAAGAGUGUUUGGGGCAUCAAGGUGACGAGCACAGAGGAAUAUCCUCAUCUCAGGCCUGCCCGCUACCGCAGGGGCUUCAUACACAAUGGCAUACAGGUUCUCCCCCGGCAGACCUGUGGGCUUUUCACACACACCAUCUUCUAUAAGGAUUAUCCUGGUGGCCCUCAGGAGCUGGACAAAAGCAUUCGUGGAGGGGAGCUGUUUCUCACAGUGCUGCUCAAUCCGGUUAGUAUAUUCAUGACUCACCUGUCUAACUAUGGCAAUGACCGGCUGGGUCUGUACACCUUCGAGUCGCUGGUGAGGUUUGUGCAGUGCUGGACUCACCUGCGCCUGCAGACGCUUCCUCCUGUCAGACUCGCUCACAAAUACUUCCAGAUUUUCCCUGAUGAGAGAGACCCCUUGUGGCAGAAUCCAUGUCACGACAAGAGACACAAAGACAUCUGGUCCAAAGAGAAGACCUGCGACAGACUGCCCAAAUUCCUAGUGAUUGGGCCACAGAAGACCGGAACUACAGCCCUGCACUCGUUUCUCUCUCUUCAUCCUGCCAUCAGCAGCAGUUACCCCAGCCCCAUCACUUUUGAGGAGGUGCAGUUCUUCAGCGGACCAAACUACCAGCGCGGCAUCGACUGGUAUAUGGAUUUUUUCCCUGUACCUUCGAAUGUAAGCACAGACUUCUUGUUUGAGAAGAGCGCCAACUACUUUGACACCGAAACCGCCCCGAAGAGAGCAGCUGCCCUGCUACCAAGAGCCAAAAUCAUCUCUAUUCUUAUCAACCCUGCUGACCGGGCAUAUUCCUGGUACCAGCAUCAGAGGGCUCAUCAGGACCCUGUGGCGCUGAACCACACAUUUGAUGAGGUGGUUUCUGCUGCUCCGUCAUCUCCUGCAAGCCUGCUGUCUCUGCACCGUCGCUGCCUGCAGCCUGGAGCCUACAGCAGCCAUCUGGAGCGCUGGCUACACCACUACCAGCCCAGCCAGCUGCUGAUUGUGGAUGGUGUGCAGCUGCGCUCCGGUCCUGCUCAGGUGAUGGAUGCUAUUCAGAAGUUCCUGGGAGUCACACCGUACUUCAACUACACACAGGCUCUGAUGUUUGAUGAGAGUAAAGGUUUCUGGUGUCAGAAACUAGAGGCAGGACGCUCUCGCUGUCUGGGAAAAAGCAAAGGAAGGAAAUAUCCCGACAUGAGCCUUGAGUCCAGGGCAUUUCUGUCCGAGUAUUACCGUGAGCAGAACGUGGAGUUACUCAGAAUGCUGAAACGUCUGGGUCAACCUCUGCCCGUCUGGCUCAGAGAUGAACUGCACAAUGCCAGUUGGAGCUGAGAAACACCAACAGUAGCAGGAGACGCACGGCAGUACCACGCUGCUCCUCACAGGAGAACUCGGGGCCCAUGUGUGGCAGGUGCCAAAAGAGGACCGACCGGCUCGCCCUCCAAUAAUCCACACGGCCUCUGACCCAACAGACGGCCCGAUGGCGCUGUCACAGUCUGAACGAAGCCCUCCGAGUCAGACGAGAAGCUUCUCAGCCGAUGUUCAUGAAAACACGGAUAUGGAAAUGGGAACGACCUCAUUAAAAAGACUUCCAGAGUCCAUUAUGAAACGGCUGUUUUAAAUGCAAAUAUAGUCUUCUAGGAAGAGAAAGUGAGCGUCGCACUGAACCUCUAGGAGAUUGAGGACAUUUUGUGGAAAUACCCUUGAAAGCGAGGGACUUGAGAGGAUUAUUUAAAUUCUAUUCUCAAAAAAAUCUUUAACUCUGCCAAGCAGGGAACUAUUUAAAUGUCUCAUUAUUGUCAGCCAUCUUGCUGCCUUUUCCAAAACAUUUGCUGUUGAAGUGAUUUUCGAUUGAAGUCGACAAACAUUGUGCAGUCCAAGAAGCUAUAAGGAGUAUAAGAUCAUACAUGUGGCAUAGCACACUUUGUUUUAUUUAUUAGAUUUUUGUAUUAAAUGAACCAGGCAAAAGUUUCUUUAUUAAUGGUAUAGUUCACCCAAAAAUGAAUAUUUACCUAUUUACUCACCCUAAAGUAGUUAUAAACCUUUAAGAGUUUCCUUUUUCUGUUGGACACAAAAGAAAGAUAUUUUAAAAAAUGUUAGAGCUCUGUAACCAUUGACUACCAUAGUAGGAAAAACAAACAACACAUGAAGAUAUUUUUUCAAAAUGUUAAAACUCUGUAACCAUAAUUUACAAUAGUAGGAAAAACAAA
Molecule: messenger RNA, 4266 nt
Organism: Danio rerio (zebrafish)
Lineage: Eukaryota; Metazoa; Chordata; Actinopteri; Cypriniformes; Danionidae
Source: RefSeq, a predicted model, not a curated record